AUGGCACCACACGCAGAAGACGGUGUACGAGCUGAGGCAUCGAACGGCCAAACCGUUCCGGUCAAUGAGGGGCAGGCUCCACUCGAGCCUGGGGUGAAGAAGAGUAUCGCACAGGGAAAGAUGGCGGAAUUCCCAAGACCACCCAAGUUUGACGACAAGUACAAGGAGCGAGAUUACCUCAAAGGCCGCCUCGCAGCAGCGUUCCGCAUCUUCGGCAAAUACGGCUUCGAUGAAGGUGUAGCCGGCCACAUCACACUUCGAGACCCCGUGGAUCCGGAUUGUUUCUGGGWGAAUCCCUUUGGCGUUGCAUUCUCUCUGAUCAACAAAUCCGAUCUCAUCCUCGUUAACCAUGCUGGUCAAGUCAUUGAUGGAGGCGAGUGCCGCCUGCUCAACACCGCAGCUUACAUGAUCCAUGCUGCCGUGCACGCCGCUCGUCCGGACGUCAUUUGUGCUGCCCACAGCCACUCCAUAUAUGGUCGUACAUGGUGCUCUCUAGGCCGCAAAAUCAACACUCUAACUCAAGACGCUUGUGCAUUCCACAACGAUCAUGUUGUCUAUGAUUCUUUCAACGGCGUUGUGCUUGCUGAGAAGGAAGGCAAGGAUAUCGCUGCUUGUCUUGGAGAUAAGAAGGCUGCUCUGCUGCAGAACCACGGGCUUCUUACUGUUGGACAGACGAUCGAGGAGACUAUUUUCUGGUUCGUUAGUUUGGAGAAGUGCUGUCAAUCGCAGCUGAUGGCUGAGGCUGCUGCUGCUUCGCGUGGUGAGAAGCCAAUUGAGAUUGGUGACGAAGAGGCGUCGUACACCUAUCGUACUGUGGGAAGUGGUCGUGCUGGCUGGUUCAGUGCGAAGCCCUUGUUUGAUGUUAUUCACAAGGAGACGAACGGCGAAUACCUUCAGUAG
Molecule: messenger RNA, 900 nt
Organism: Ramularia collo-cygni
Lineage: Eukaryota; Fungi; Ascomycota; Dothideomycetes; Mycosphaerellales; Mycosphaerellaceae
Product: probable ribulose-5-phosphate 4-epimerase and related epimerases and aldolases
Exons: 2
Coding region: 1-900 (299 amino acids)
Cellular component (GO): cytoskeleton
Molecular function (GO): actin filament binding
Source: RefSeq, a predicted model, not a curated record